This is a messenger RNA of Hydractinia symbiolongicarpus, 7436 nucleotides long. RefSeq lists its product as uncharacterized. Gene Ontology annotation, molecular function: nucleic acid binding. The coding region runs from base 705 to 6962 and encodes 2085 amino acids. The record is from RefSeq and is a predicted model, not a curated record. Gene Ontology annotation, biological process: DNA integration. The transcript has 3 exons. Lineage: Eukaryota; Metazoa; Cnidaria; Hydrozoa; Anthoathecata; Hydractiniidae.
GUAUGGCUUUUAACAGUGAAACGAUUGACUGUGGGACUUAAUUGAACUGAUUAUGGACUGUGACCUUAUAAAUGUUAAAGUGAGAAAAUUGGACUCCAAGAAAUAACAUUCUUCCUAAUUUGACAUGAUUGCCGAAACUCAGCAAUUAGACUGGGCGCUGUGGUAGCGCUUCAAUUAAAAAUUAAGAUAAAAAAGUCAUUUUUUGCUGUGGGACCAUGUUGAGUCAGCUCUAUGUUAAAAUUUGUCUUUAUGUUUUGUCUGCCAUGUUUGUUCUGUAAUUUAUUUAACUAUUGUGUUGUCAAGUGUAGUUACCCAAGUGUAUUUAGUGUAAAAAUUUAAUCACCUGUUUGUGUCCUUGUGUUAAUUAAAUGUCAAUUUGUGCAAUGUUAUAAAAUUUAAUUGUAAAGUAUACCCUAUAGGGAGUUUAUAUUUAUUUAUUUAAAAGCAGAUUUUUCAGUUCACUUGUUCACUUGAAGUCACUGAGGUGAUCACAUCUUUUUCAAUGUCAAGAAAAGUUUAAAUAAUCUUUCACAAAUUCAAUUUUUUUUUCAGCAAGUCUAUUUAAAUUCUAAUCAAGUUUAUUUUUCAAAGCUCUUACACUUGGCAAGCUGUUUGAACACGUCGUUACAAGCAUCAAGAGUGUGAGCGAAACUUGUCUUUUUUUUGGUUAACCCUACAUUCAAACAGCAGGCGAUUGUUUGUUAAUGAGGCGUAGUGAAAGGAUCGCCGAUAAAGUUCGUAUUGACUACAAAUCAUUACAUGCUACUGGAGCUAUAAAUCAAAUUUCUUCUCAAGUUCAAGAUACUCCAGUAGAUGGAAAAAUUGUAGUAAUGGCAUCCGAAGACACUAGUAUCAGCAAAAACUCAGACCCAGUUAUUCAACUAUCAAUCGAUGAAUCAAUACUAGCUGAUGACAUUGACGAUUUUGUGGAUGAAAACCAGUCAGGAUAUUAUGGCGAAUCAAUUGAAGAUAUAGAUUCGAAUAUCAAGCAAAUGGAAAAUUUACGCACCCAGUAUAGGCGAAAACACAGGGAGCUAUCAGCAAACUUAAAGGAACUUUACGAAGGAACGUAUGGUAAAUCAUAUACUCUCAAAAUCGAAAGCAUGAAGAGUUUCGUUAUGAUGAAGAGAGAGCGUCGACAGAGAUUACGAGAAAGACAAAAUCUUGGCGACAUAGAAUCAUCAGAAAGAAAAAUGAAAUUCCUUGUCAAUGAAAUCAUUCAGUUAAUUUCGUAUUUACAGGAAUCUUUCACAUCAUCCCUGUCCACCUUGGAUGAUAAGGAAAUCAAAAAGAGAAAAGAGGAUUUGCCGGAGCAGUUAAGCCAGAUGGAAACAUUAAGAAAAUCCUUUAAAGAAAUGAUCGAAACCGCGAAAGGGAAGGAUGAAGGUAAUUUAGAUGAUCUAAAUAAAAGGUAUAACAAACUUGUUGAUCUCAAAAACUGUUACAUCAAAACCCUUGAUCAGGAAUAUCAGGAUAGGGAACUUUCAAAAGUGGAGAAGUUUAACUCAUCAACUUUGAAUAUAAAAUUACCUAUAUUUAAAGGUUAUGGCAGUGUUUGUGAUAUAUAUACAUUUCAAACUGACUUCGAAAAAUUGUACCUAAGAUCCACACCUAAUGCUGUUCUACCAGAUCUUCUGAAGAAUAAUUUUUUAGAACACCCAGCGUUGACACUGGUGAGAAAUGUAACUAAUAUCAAUGAGAUCUGGAGAAGACUUAAAGAUGCAUAUGGAGAUCAGAAAACGCUAUUAUCAAAGAAAUUGGCAGAGUUGAAUAAAACUGAACUGAAGCACAAGGAUCCAGAAAAGGUGGUUGAAGGACUUAGCCACAUUGUCAACAUCAUGAAGGAUCUGAUACACUUAGCGAAGUGUCACAGAAUUGAAAAUGAGUUAUUCUAUGGUGAUGGUCUGGAAAGGAUCUAUAAAUUGAUCGGUGAUAACAGAGUGACAAGGUGGUUGGCUGCUAGUUGUGAUGAUGAUUCAGUAGGAGAAAGUAAGUGGCAUAAACUCAUCACAUUCUUGGAAAAAGAAAUCAAAGUUUAUCAACAGAAAGCCCUACUUCAAAAUACCACACUAGAACCAAGAAAAGUUCCAUCAAAAUAUGGUAACCGACAGUCGCAUUAUACUGGAAAGAAUGAUCAAGAUCUCACCGAUUUUAAUGAGGUAUCAAAUUCUUGUUUUAUCUGUAAUCAACCUGAUCAUGUGAUGACCAAUGGUCCCGGAGGCACAAAAAUUGUACAGUAUUUUGUUUGUGAACGCUUUGUCAAUAUGUCACCAGCUGAACGAUUUUCAGUGCUGAGAUCUAAAGGCCUCUGUUUUCAGUGUCUUUUUCCAGGUGCAACAAUGAAUAGAGUCAAACACAAAGAAGGUCAUUGUCAAAGGGACUUUAUUUGUAAACAUCCUUCGCAUGAUAAGUACCCAAGAAAGAAACAUAUUCUUGUGUGUGAAGAACACAAGGACAACGAAGAAAAUCAAGACGUACUCGACAUCUACAAAACCAGAUGUAUUUUGAGACGAUAUCAAGUUGAAUUACCUUCUUAUGCAAAGGAUAUCAAAUUGUCACACCAUGUUGAAGCAACCAAAAGCUCUAGCUAUAAAUCAACGUUAAUCAACGAAAAGGAAGACAAUAAAGCAAUCUAUAUGCUACAAACAAUCGAGAUUGAUAAUCACCAAUACUCGAUGUUCUACGAUACAGGAUGUGGUGAUUUUAUAAGCAGACUCAAUGCUGUUCAUAAGCUUGGGCAACGUGCAGUUCAAGAGUGUACUGGACCGAUAACCCUUGGUGGAGUCGGAGGUAUCACGACAAAAACACCUCAUGGAAUAUAUAGUGUCAGACUGCCACUUGCUAAUGGAGGAGAUGCUGUGAUGUCAGGAUUAUGCAUGGAACAAGUAACAGCAACGUUCCCAAAAUACCCACUUGGUGGAAGAGUAGAGUCUGAUAUUAAAGAAUCAUACCGUCAAUCAGGAAAUGAUGUAAGAAACUUACCUUCUUUGUUACCAUUCGUCGGUGGAGAAACAGACUUCAUGCUGGGAGUGAAAUACCUACGAUACUUUCCUGAAGCAGUAUACCAGAUGCCAUCCGGGUUAACAAUUUAUAAAUCACAUUUUAAAAAUACUGAUGGUAGUUAUGGUGUGAUUGGAGGGACGCAUGAAGUAUUCACCCAAAUUGAAAGGUAUCACCAUUUAUCUUAUUGCAAAUCCUUUCUAUCAAAUCAACAUUGUCUUUUUAAGAAUGGGUAUCAAGUAAACCCAGAUGUUUCCCUGUUAGGAUAUAAAAAUGAUUUAUUUGACAUUUCAGUAAAUGACGUUAAUAACUUUGACUUUGAGAAUAAUCACCACACGUUUGUAUCAAAAAACAUCAAAUCUUUUAAUCAAGUGGAAGCUGCAGGGAGCGAAAUAAAUUACAGAUGCAUCAAAUGUCGUACGUGUUCAACUUGCAAAAACCAUGACCAAAAUGAAUCGUUGUCAAUCAAGGAGGAAAUAGAACAAGAGGUUAUUGAUAAAUCUGUGCAUGUUGAUAUCAAGAACUGCAUUACGAUCGCUAACCUUCCAUUCAUGCGAGACCCAAGUAUCAAUUUAAGUCCGAAUCGACACAAAGCUCUGAACGUAUACUUCCAACAACUGAAACGAUUGGAGAAAAAUCAAGCAGAUAAAAAAUCAAUUAUAAAAUCAGAGGCCAAACUUCACUCACUUGGUUUUGUUGAAUAUGUUAAAAAUCUACCAGCCAAUAUUCAAACAUCACUUGCUAAAAAUCAAAUGAAAAACUACAUUUCUUGGAGGGUGGCAUGGAAAGAUAAUUCAACAACAACACCAUGUCGCAUUGUAUACGAUGCAUCACAACCAACAUCAACUGGAUUCAGCCUUAACAGUAUCCUUGCCAAAGGUCGAAAUAACAUGAACAAUCUUGUCGAAAUCUUCAUUCGAUGGAGAAUACACAAAAUUGGAUUCCACACAGAUAUACAAAAAAUGUAUAAUGCUGUCAAACUUCGUGAAGAGGACUGGUGCUAUCAACGAUACUUGUGGCAACAGCAGUUAGAUCCAAAUAAACCGCCGGAGGAAAAAGUUAUCAAGACAAUCAUCUAUGGUGUAAAAUCAUCUGGAAAUCAGGCAGAACGUGGUCUACGAGAAACUGCCAAAUUAUUUCAAGAACCAUACCCGGAGGUUUAUGAAACCGUCUGUAAAGACAUAUACGUUGAUGACUGUAUGUCAGGCUGUCCAACAAUGAAUCAAACGUUACAAAGAGUAGAUGAACUGGAACUAGUUCUAAAUCGUGGUGGAUUCACACUCAAAGGUGUCACAAUAUCUGGGAAGAAGCCACAAGAAAAUUUAUCAAGUGAUGGACUCACGCUGUGUGUGGCUGGUCUUCUUUGGUAUCCAAAGGUAGAUGAAAUUUCCCUCGAUAUCAAAGAUCUUAACUUUGCAAAGAAACAUCGUGGUCGCAAAGUGAAGCAGAUUACACAAAUACCAGAGCAACUCACCAGACGGAAUUGCGCAUCGAAGGUGGCAGAAAUCUUUGACAUCUCAGGAAUGUUAACUCCAAUUACUGCCACGAUGAAAAUGGAUCUGCACGAACUUGUGAAACGCUUCUUGGAUUGGGAUGACAUAAUUCCCGAUUCCUUGAGAUCAAUUUGGAUAUCACACUUUCAAAUGAUGGAUGAAAUAAAAAACAUCCGAUUUCAACGAGCAGUUGUUGCAGAUGAUGCGGAAAGCCUUGACGCAUCCACAUUAGAUUUUGGAGAUGCCAGCCAAUCACUGGUUUGUGUUGCCAUCUACAUUCGAUUCAAAAGAAAAAGUAAAGGAUUUUCUUCUCAACUCAUUUUUGCAAAAUCUCGCUUAAUUCCAGACGGUAUGUCACAGCCUCGAGCAGAGUUAUUCGCAGCUAUUGUCAACACACAUUGUGGUGAAGUGGUAAGAAGAUCUCUUCAUAAGAUCCACAAGAAAGCCAUCAAAUUCACAGAUAGCCAAAUUGUCCUGUACUGGUUAGCGAAUGAAAAUCGAGCUCUAAAGCAAUACGUAAAAAAUCGAGUUAUAGAAAUUCAAAGAUUCACAUCUAUUGAUCAAUGGAGAUAUGUCAGAUCAGAAGAUAUGAUUGCAGAUAUUGGUACCCGAAGAUGUAUUUCCAUUAGCAAUGUUCUAACUGAAUCUGUUUGGUGUAGAGGUUUCGAGUGGAUGAGAGGUGAAGAGUCCAAUUUUCCAAUGAUGGAUGCUAAGGAAAUUGUUCUAAAUAACCAAAAUCUUCAAUUGAUUAAACGUGAAACUCCACCAAAAUACGAACCAGAGCCACAAACCACAUACCUAGCUCUUGAUUCUACCAUCACAAAAGAAAUAUCUGACAGAUAUCAAUUUUCGAAAUACCUUAUCGAUCCCAACAGACAUCGCUGGAAAGUAGUGGUAAGAAUCCUCGCCAUUGUUUUUAGAUUUAUACGAAAUUGUCGUAUAAAAAAUUUAAACAAGAUUUCAUCAAAUCAAUCAUCAAAAAUCAAAAAUAUCGUUGUGCUGUCAGAUGUGGAGAUAAAAGACGCAGAAAACUAUUUCCACAAGAAGGCAACAAUGGAAAUUAAACAAUUCCUGAAGUCAAAUCAAUAUGAAAAAAUCAGUCACGAAAAGGAUGGAAUUCUCCUUUACUCUGGAAGGAUUCUUCCGACAGAUGAAGUUACGAUUGUUGGACAAGCAACAAAAGUUAUGAAGGACCUGUCAUCAACAACAUUUUGUGUCCCAGUGGUCGACCGACAUUCACCGAUAGCAUACAGUGUUGUAAACGAUAUUCACUGGCAUGACAAAACUGUACGUCAUUCAGGGGUCGAGACAACAUGGAGAUAUGUAUUAAAGCAGAUUUACAUCAUUGAAGGAAGAUCAUUGGUAAAAAAGGUGAAAGCUGCUUGCGCAAGAUGCAGGUACUUGGAGAAAAGGACAUUGGAAGUGGUAAUGGGACCUGUAUCAAAACACAAUCUAACUAUUGCACCUGUGUUUUAUAUUACGCAGCUUGAUCUUUCAGGUCCAUUUCUUUCAUACUCGAUGCAUCAUCGACGAACCACUGUCAAAAUAUGGUUGAUAGUUUUUUGCUGUACAACAACAUCAACGGUUAAUAUCAAGGUGAUGGAAGAUUACAGCACUUCUGCAUUUCUACAAGCCUUCACAAGAUUUGCAUGUGAAGUCGGUUAUCCAAAAGUACUCCUUCCAGAUGAAGGCAGUCAGUUAGUGAAAGGUUGCGAAUCAAUGCGAUUGGAUUUUGUCCACAUUAAAUAUCAACUUCAUCAAAACGAGGCAGUCGAAUUUAAAGUAUGCCCUGUUGGUGCUCAUAGCAUGCAUGGUAAAGUCGAACGUAAGAUUCGUCAAAUAAAAGUUUCACUUGAGAAGAAUUUACAUAAUUCAAGAUUGUCGAUUAUUCAAUGGGAAACAAUAGCAUCGUCCAUCGCCAACAGUAUUAACAACCUACCUUUGGCUCUUGGAAACAACAAAUCCAAUUUUGAAGCCAUGGAUCUGAUAACCCCUAAUCGUUUAAGAUUAGGUCGAAAUAACGAACGAAGUCCGAUUGGAAGUAUGAAAGUAGUUAACGAUUACGAUAAAAUUCUGAGAACGAAUAAGAAGAUAUUCGAUACAUGGUAUGAGAAUUGGUUAAUUUCGCAUGUUCCCAAAUUAAUGGAUCAUCCGAAAUGGUUCAGAUCGGAUGUGGAUGUUCAAAAAGGCGACGUAGUUUUAUUUUUAAAACAAGAAUCAAUGUUAAGUUCGAAUUAUCAAUUUGGUAUGAUCAAGUCGGUCGAUUAUGGUCGAGACGAUAAAAUUAGACGAGUUCUUGUUAAAUAUCGAAAUAACAAUGUAAACGUUGACCGCGAAACCCAUCGCUCAGUUAGAAACUUGAUUGUUAUUCAUCGAAUUGACGAAUUGAAUUUGUACGAGGAACUAUACAAAGCUGCACAGUAUUGCGAUUCCAAGUUUCUUAAUGACUCAAGUUAUUGUUCAAAAUAAAGUACAAAUUUUAUCAUCGUUGGGGAGUGUUGAGUCAGCUCUAUGUUAAAAUUUGUCUUCAUGUUUUGUCUGCCAUGUUUGUUCUGUAAUUUAUUUAACUAUUGUGUUGUCAAGUGUAGUUACCCAAGUGUAUUUAGUGUAAAAAUUUAAUCACCUGUUUGUGUCCUUGUGUUAAUUAAAUGUCAAUUUGUGCAAUGUUAUAAAAUUUAAUUGUAAAGUAUACCCUAUAGGGAAUUUAUAUUUAUUUAUUUAAAAGCAGAUUUUUCAGUUCACUUGUUCACUUGAAGUCACUGAGGUGAUCACAUCUUUUUCAAUGUCAAGAAAAGUUUAAAUAAUCUUUCACAAAUUCAAUUUUUUUUUCAGCAAGUCUAUUUAAAUUCUAAUCAAGUUUAUUUUUCAAAGCUCUUACACUUGGCAAGCUGUUUGAACACGUCGUUACAAGCAUCAAGAGUGUGAGCGAAACUUGUCUUUUUU